Molecule: messenger RNA, 518 nt
Organism: Hibiscus syriacus
Lineage: Eukaryota; Viridiplantae; Streptophyta; Magnoliopsida; Malvales; Malvaceae
Product: plasmodesmata-located protein 7-like
Exons: 1
Coding region: 1-495 (164 amino acids)
Cellular component (GO): plasmodesma
Source: RefSeq, a predicted model, not a curated record
AUGGCGAUAAUGGCAACUAAUGCUAUGCUUUCACUCUCACUCUCCAUAUGCACUUUCUUCAUCCAAACGGUACUUUCUUCAUCGACAGAUUCAUUCGUCUUUGGAGGCUGCAGUCAACCACAAUACACACCCAACUCACCCUUCGAGUCCAACCUCAACUCGCUACUCACUUCCCUUGUCAACUCAGCCACUUACUCCUCCUACAACAGCUUCACCAUCAUGGGCUCAACUCCCCAAGACGUCGUCUACGGCCUCUACCAAUGCAUGGGGGAUCUCGGCGUCGGCGAAUGCCGGGAUUGUUUGUCUGAGGGGAUCGGACGGUUGAAAAGCGAAUGUUGGGCGGCGGUUUACGGCGAUUUGUACUUGGGGAAGUGUUAUGCACGGUUCUACACCGUCGGGGCUUGGGGAAUUGCAGCUAAAAGACGUUCGCCAUCGUCAUUGGAUUAUUUGCUGGUAAUGGGAUUGCUGUCAUCGCCAUUUUUCAUGCUUUCCUAAAGAAAGGUGACGGAAAAUGGUUA